Molecule: messenger RNA, 3926 nt
Organism: Carica papaya (papaya)
Lineage: Eukaryota; Viridiplantae; Streptophyta; Magnoliopsida; Brassicales; Caricaceae
Source: RefSeq, a predicted model, not a curated record
GCCAAAUUAGGGAUAACUUGAUUAUCCUAUUUUGAAUAUCAAAACUGAUUUUACUGAUCAAAUGAUCUAACCCCUUUGUUCAUGUAAUGAAUUCUUUAGUCUGUGUCAAAUAAAUUGCUUUUUGAAAAGUCUAAAGUUAAACCUUUCUCUUAGCCCUAGAUAAUUGUCUGUAUACUACCAUUUCAAUUGUAUAUUUGUCAUCCCCAAUUAGUGCAUGUUUAGUUGUAUUCAACUUUUGGGUUUUGUAAUAAUAAUUUAUUUUAUUGAUAGUUUAAAAAUAUAUAAAUUUUUUUUGAAAACUAGAGAAAUAAAGAUAGAGAAAAGAAAAUUAGAUGUUAAGGUGAAGAGGGGGGAAGCCAUCUUUGAAGACCCUUCUUCAUUUUGAUUCCUUUUUCAUCUCCUAGGAAUGGCUGAUGCAAUUGUAUCUGCAGUUCUACAGCAGUUGGUUUCCAUUGCUUACACAGAGGCGGAACAAGAGGUGCGACUGGUUGUGGGUGUUGAAGAGGAAAUCCAAAAGCUUACCCAUAAUUUCAAAGCCAUUCAAGAUGUGCUUGAAGAUGCAGAGAAACGUGGGGUGAAGGAGGCCAACGUCAGGAACUGGUUAGAGGAACUAAAAGAUGCUUCAUAUGAUAUGGAGGAUGUGUUGGAUGAGUGGAAUACUGCUCUACUUAAACUACAAGUUGAAGCUGAAGAAAAGAAGGUUGAGAAUGGCUCCAUACUCAAGGUAUGCUCAUUUCUGCCCUCCUCUUGCCUUUGCAUCAACCAAGUUAUUUUGCGCCAUGACAUUGCCCAAAAAAUCAAAAAGCUGAAUGAAAGAUUAGAUGCUAUCGCCAAUGAGAGAAUCAGGUAUGGGUUUCAGUCUGGAAGGGAAACAAGAGAUCUUGAACGACAAAUGACUAGCUCUGUCAUCGAUGAAUAUCAGGUGCACGGUAGAGAAGAAAGUAAAAAUAGAGUGAUAAGGAUGCUGUUGGAACAAAGUAGUCAAGAGUCGUCCUUCCAAACGAUCUCCAUAAUUGGGAUGGGAGGAUUAGGAAAGACAACUCUGGCUCAAUUGGCCUUUAAUGAUAAGGAUGUAGUGGAAUGCUUUGAAAAGAGGAUCUGGGUGUGUGUCUCAGAUCCUUUUGAUGAGAUUAGGAUUGCUAAGGCAAUCCUUGAAUCCAUUACUGGUAGCACCCCAAAUCUCGUUGAAUUAGAAAAUGUACUGCAAGAAAUACAAAAGUCUAUUAAAAACAAUAAGUUUCUUCUUGUCAUGGAUGAUGUGUGGAAUGAAGAUUGCUUAAAAUGGGCAUGUUUGGAAUAUUCUCUCAAGUGUGGUCUUCCAGGAAGUAAGAUUUUGGUGACCACAAGGAAGGAAAGUGUUGCAAGUAUCAUGGGAAGCAGAAGCACCCACAUGCAUUUCUUGGAGAAAUUGCCAGACGAAGAGUGUUGGUCUGUGUUUAGCAACAUAGCUUUCUUCGGUAGAACAGAUGAAGAAUGCAAGCAUUUAGAAGAGGUCGGUAGGAAAAUUGCACGCAAGUCUAAUGGCUUGCCUCUCGCUGCAAAGUUCCUUGGAGGUCUUUUGCGAUUUAGGAAAACUAGAGAACAAUGGGAGAGUGUGUUAGAUAACCAAAUAUGGGAGCUAAAAGAGGCUGAACAAGAGCUUUUUCCUCAUUUGCUGUUGAGUUAUUAUGAUUUGCCUUCUGAAGUAAGACAGUGUUUUUCAUAUUGUGCCAUGUUUCCAAAAGAUUACAAGAUAGAGAGAGAGAAAUUGAUUAGAUUAUGGAUGGCGCAAGGCUAUCUUAAAGAAGAUAUGGAAAUUGUUGGCCGGGUAUACUUUGAUAAUUUGGCUAUGCGCUCCUUUUUCCAGGACUUCAUAGAAUCUUAUUCUGAUAAAACCAAUUUAAGAUGCAAGAUGCAUGACAUAGUGCAUGAUUUUGCUCAAUUUUUAGCAAAAAAUGAAUGUUUUUCGAUAGAAGCUAGCGAUAUUGAAGUGCAUAAAAUAGAGUCUUUACAUGAAAGAACACGUCAUCUAACGAUGUUUAUUGGAAAAAAAUCACCAUUUCCUGCCUCUGUUUACAAAUUAAAGAAGUUACGAAGUCUCUUGGUUCGGUUUCCUCCCCAUAACUCUGAAAUUCUACUUGAUUUAUUUAGUCAAUUGUCAUGUCUUAGAUCAUUAGCUUUUACCAUGCCUUUUUACUCUAAACUUCCGAAAGAGAUAGGACAACUGAUACAUUUGAGAUUUCUUGACUUGUCUAGUAAUUUCGAGUUGGCAGAAUUACCUGAAUCUUUAUGUUAUUUAUACAAUCUUCAAAUCCUAAAUAUUCAAUGGUGUUGGUUUCUUAAAGAACUUCCUCGUGGGAUGGGAAAACUAAUCAAUUUGAGGCAUUUAGAUAACCAUGGAACUAAUAGUCUAAAAUUUAUUCCCAAAGGGUUGGUACGAUUAACUUCUCUUCGUACAUUAGAGAACUUGGUGGUGGGAGACAAUAGUAAUGAUUGUGAAUCUAUGACUCUAAGCGAUCUGCAACAACUAAACAACCUUCGGGGCACACUCCGCAUAAGAGGAUUAGGAAACGUGAAAGAUGUCCAGGAGGCUACAAAUGCGCAGCUUCUAAAUAAGAAACACCUUCAUUACUUGGUGCUUAGAUUUAAUGGCCAGAUAACAGACACAGAGAGAAUUGAUCAUCUUCUUCUUGAAGCCAUGCAACCACCUUUGGACUUGGAAUUUUUAGAAAUUAAUGAAUAUAAAGGGCCUACCAUGUGUCCAAGUUGGUUAAUGCAACUGGAAAGGCUAAGGGAGCUUAAACUUCGGUCGUUCAUAAAUAUUGAGCAGUUGCCUCCCCUUGGGAUCCUGCCGGCUCUCCAAGAGCUCCACAUUGCAAAAAUGCCUAAAGUGAAAAAAGUGGGGCUUGAGUUUUUAGGAAUAGGCACUCUUCCAUUUUAUUCUGUUGCUGCUGCCUUCCCUCAACUCCAGUACCUUAAGUUUGAUGACAUGGAAAAUUGGGAAGAGUGGGAUUAUGAAAUCACAACAGGAACUAUUCAUCAUAGUAACAGUACAUUUAUGGUAAUGCCAUGCCUCAGUUCCUUAAUAAUUUGGGGUUGUCACAAGUUGAAGGACAAAGAGAAGAUUUGCCAUGAUUUGAAAAAAGUCAGUACUAGAUGACUCUUGAUGGAUCUAUUUUCUGCAACUGUAGCGGCUAUUGAUUCAGAGUGACAACUUUAAAGAUGGAUGCUGAGGUAGAAACUUCCCGAGGCGUGUUUCUCCUUUCCUCAACUCCAAGAUCUUAUGUUUGAUUUCAUGGAAAACUGGGAAGAGUGGGAUUGUGAAAUCCCACCAGGAUCUGUUCAUCAUAGUAAUAGUAGUACCAGUACCAGUACCUGCACAUUUAUAGUAAUGCCACGCCUCAGUUCUUUGCUCGUUCGGAACUGUUUCAAGCUGAAGGAACUAAAACAGCCGUACGAGGAUUUAAGAAAAGUCAGUCUUGAACACUUGAAGCAUGACUUUGAUCCAAGUGCAGCGGCUCUUAAAUCAGAGUGGCGACGUCGACGAAGGAUGUUCAAGUAGCAACUUCCCGAGGCGAGUUUCUCCUUCCCUCCACAGGCGCUAUCAAGUGACGUGCCUGCUGCUGAUACGGGACAGGCGUGUCUCUCCUUCCCUGUACAGGCGUUUCUCUUCUUCCCUCUACAGGCAGGCUCGAAGAACGUUCCUGCAGAUUCAGGAAUUAAAUUUUACUGUCUUCUUCUCAGAAAGCAUAAUCCAUGCUAUAAGGCGGAGUUUAGUUUUAUAUAGAAGAUCUCAGUCCCAAAUGAAAACUUCAAUUAACUUUGUUCCAUUGAUAACUACAUAGUUGAACAUCAAAUGUGUUUGCCACCUUCUUUUCUAACCCUUCUCUGCUGCUUGUGUGGAGUGAAUUGAACAUUCAUAUUUGUCAAAUGAUGCAAGUCAGCUA